This is a messenger RNA of Oryzias melastigma (Indian medaka), 3457 nucleotides long. It is a transcript of the gene foxa1, whose product is annotated as forkhead box A1. The record is from RefSeq and is a predicted model, not a curated record. Bases 661 to 1869 code for a protein of 402 amino acids. Lineage: Eukaryota; Metazoa; Chordata; Actinopteri; Beloniformes; Adrianichthyidae. The transcript is spliced from 2 exons. Gene Ontology annotation, molecular function: protein domain specific binding; DNA-binding transcription factor activity, RNA polymerase II-specific; transcription factor binding. Gene Ontology annotation, biological process: cell differentiation; regulation of transcription by RNA polymerase II; anatomical structure morphogenesis.
UGCUGCGCAUGCGUAGAGAGGGAAACUAGAAUCUAAACGUAUUCUGACCUGUCCUCCAUCUUUCUGUUGCCAUGACAACGAAAACAUUAAUUUAUUGAGUAUUUAUGAACCUGAUCAAUAAACGGAAUCAGGUUCUCCUUCCAUUAUCCUUUUUUGACAGAAAGGAUAAAAGAUGAAAGAACCUAAAGCUCCGCCUCUUUCAGAUCGGAGACCACGCCCACCGCUGUCAAAAUAAAACUAGAAAAAACUUAUCGAACUUUUUCAGGCUGACUCUGGAAAAUCCUGACAUCGUCAGAACCUUCCGCCUGGUUCGAACCACUCUUGAUUUAAAUUGGACCCGCGGUUCCGUCACAGUUCCGGUCCCUGAGCUCCAGCGAACACACCUGUCCGCGUGACCCGCAGGUGACUUUCCGGUCGGAUCCCUCCACCACGUGACCCCGCCGGCUGAUUGCAGAGGAGUGGGGGGGAGCAGGAGGCGGGGGCGCGGGGGCUGGACCUGCGCGCGCGAGGAGGAGCGUCACAUCAGCACCGCAGGUCACCUUCGUCACCUCCUCCUCAUCCUCACUCCGUCUCUGUGCGCGCGGCUCGCUGGGCUCGGCGCGGCGCGGAACACGGACCGAACCGGGACAGGGGGGCCAUUGACCCGGAGCGGACCCCGUCAUGCUGGGCACGGUGAAGAUGGAAGGGCACGAGGCUCCGGACUGGACCGGCUACUACAGCGAAGAGGUUUACUCUCCAAUGGGCGGCGCUGGGAUGGGUUCUGGUCUCGGGAUGGGCUCCAUGUCCGGCUACAUGUCCAGCAGCGGAACCACCCCCGGCUCCUUCAACAUGUCCUACAGUGGUUCUGGACUGACCCACUCGCCGGUGGGGGCGAUGGCGGGCUCGGCUCCGGCGGCCAUGUCUGGUCUGGGAGGGGGCGUGGCUUCCAUGGGCGGAGCGCUGAGCCCGUCCAGCAUGAGCUCGGUGUCGGGCCAGCAGGCCUCCAUGGGCCUGAACCCGUACGGCGGCAUGAGCCCCACCAUGAGCCCCAGCAUGGCGUACAGCGGCGCCGGGCUGAACCGGGCCCGGGACAACAAAACCUUCAGGCGGAGCUACCCCCACGCCAAGCCGCCCUACUCCUACAUCUCGCUCAUCACCAUGGCGAUCCAGCAGGCCCCCAGCAAGAUGCUGACCCUGAGCGAGAUCUACCAGUGGAUCAUGGACCUGUUCCCGUACUACCGGCAGAACCAGCAGCGCUGGCAGAACUCCAUCCGCCACUCACUGUCCUUCAACGACUGUUUCGUCAAGGUGUCGCGGUCCCCGGACAAACCCGGGAAGGGGUCCUACUGGACUCUGCACCCGGACUCGGGGAACAUGUUCGAGAACGGCUGCUACCUGCGGCGCCAGAAGAGGUUCAAGUGCGAGAAGAAGAUGUCGGGAAAGGCGGAUGGCCGGAAGGAGCAGGGGGGGGCCUCGCCCGCCGAGGACCCCGUCAAACCCGCCAGACUCAUGGACCCCUCCGGGGCCUCCUCCAGCCACGCCGCCUCCCCUCCCGGUCUGGACCUGAGGGGCGUGGGGGCGGACCUGAAGGUGACUGGCUCUCAGCUCCUGUCCUCGCUGUCCCUGCCCCCCCACUCCAUGGCCCACGAGCCCCCCCUGCACCUGAAAGGGGACCCCCACUACUCGUUCAACCACCCCUUCUCCAUAAACAACCUGAUGUCGUCGUCGGAGCAGCAGCACAAGCUGGAGCUGAAGGCCUACGAGGCGCAGCUGUACUCGUCCUACGGCGCCGCGGGGGCGCCCGGGCUGGGGGGGAGGACCAUGGAGCCCCUGGAGGCCUCCUACUACCAGGGGGUGUACCCCCGCCCGCUCCUCAACAGCUCCUCUUAGCUGCCUUCAGCUGGACCCUCUGCAUGCUGCUGUACUGGACUUACGGUUCUGAUCCGGACCAGUUCUUCCAGAGCAGAACUGAACUGUUACACUGUGACCGACCCGGGAUGUGUGGGAUCUCAGCCAGCAGAACCGAGGCCCGGUUUGUGGUCUGAUCCAUAAACAGUUGAACCCUUAACAGCAUCAGAACCGACGGACUGGACUCGGCUGGUGCUGCUUGGCGUGUGGUGCUUUAGAACCACUGGGUUCUGUCCAGAUGACUGGUUCUGAAACAUUUCUGUAGGACGUAGACACAAAAAGUUUGGUUCAGUGCUCGUUCCUGAACACGGUUCUGUCGUGCAUGCUGACCGGUUCUGAGCCCAAACGAGAUAACUUCUGACCCAAACCAGUCUUUUGUGGUUCCACCAGAGUCCAGAUCAGCUCAGAGUCCGGUUCUGAUGGCUUUAAUAAAAUCCUGUGAAUGUUUGCCUCUGCGUCUUCAGAACCGGUUCUGUUUGGGUUUUUUCCAGAUAAGUAAAUUGUUGUUUAAGUUCUGGAGAUCCUCUAGUGGAUCUGAACCCGUAAAGAGGUUCGGUUCGGAUAAACCCUGACCGAUCAGACGUCCGUCCGCAGACUCAUGAGGAGAACCUGCUCCCCCGAUCCGACCCGAUCAGCACGUCUUUCUCCCACGACCUCGUCUGCCGCCCCGCCGCCCCCCCGGGGUCACGACCCCCAGCAUGAAACCCGCUCACAUUCAAAGACGUUUUGUUUGAAGGGUCACUUCAGCCGAAUCAGACCAGCUAUGCCCCCGCCUGCCGGAGGUUCUGACCCCCCCACUUCAUCUGUAUGUUACACUCAGAGCCAGAACAAGAAACCCACAAACCAGCAGAACCUCCCAGAACCGGAGGAAUAGCGGCCGUCCUCGCUAGUUCAAUCCCCAAUUUUUACACUUCAAAGUGUCCUUAAACUGGUACUGUCCAGCGCCCAGAACCUCCUCUUUCAGAACCUCCUCCCAGAACUUCUGUGAGGCCUUCGGGUUCUGUCGUAUUUGAGUAAAUCGUCACAAAAAAGAGAAAUCAAAGCAGAAAUCUAUAAAACUGCAAAGAGCAGAAAACCAUCAGCAGCUGAAAGCAUUUCUCCAAACAUUUUCUUCAUUUUUUAUUUGGACUUUUUGACAAAUUAAAAGAAAAUCAAUUUUUAACAUUUAUUUUGUGUUUUCACUAUUUUUUUGUUUUGUUUUUUUGUUGUAUUUUUUGUUAUUGUUUAUCUUUUUGUUUAAUUUAAUCCGCAUUAAAAGGAUUUCAAAACUAAUUCAGAAAUAUAAAUAAAUGAAGAAAACUGCUGGAAAUGCUUCUCCUCCUCUGGACAUCUAUUCUACACAUGGUUUGUUUUUGUGGUUCCGCUCUCAGUUCGGGCUCAGCCCGCAGAACCAGAGCGCAUGCGUCAGGUCGGGUCCAGUCUGCGGACGAGCAAAAAGCCAGCCUCUCUUUUUCCCGCGGCCUCCGGUCACUGGUUAUCGCCACGUGCAUGGAUGGAGUGUGUGUCUUCUUUGUGGGUUUUUGCAUGUCCUUAACUUAUUCUGUGGUUUGGAAAUAAAACUGGAAAACAG